Messenger RNA from Labrus bergylta (ballan wrasse), 676 nucleotides. NCBI's taxonomy places the organism in Eukaryota, Metazoa, Chordata, Actinopteri, Labriformes, Labridae. The record is from RefSeq and is a predicted model, not a curated record.
UUCAAACCAUCCGUGCCUUCUUUAACCCGGCUUCAGAGGAAUACCUAGAGUGUUGCUUCAUGCAGUUCACGGACACAUGGCUGAAUGACCUCACUCGUAGAUGCUGCGUGAUUGGAGGGGCAGUGUUAGACAGGUUUAUACCUGUAAACUGCCAGAUCACUUCAGCUUGUCACUCAUUUCACAGAAUGGGGCCCCUCGUGCUUCUCUUCUUUUCUCUGCUGCAUUUAUGUGCUACACAAGUGACUCCUGUGUUUGUGCAGACAGGAACAGAUUUACUUCUGGAUGUGAAGAAACCUGUUGUUCUGAAGGAGGCAGAUUUCUUUACAUGGAAUGUCAAUGGCAGUGUUAAUGUUGUGAGACUAGCUCAUGGUGGUAAACCAAUCAUUUCCCAAAAUUAUACAUCUAGAGCAGAAUUUUCUGCACAAACUCACUCUCUACUGUUAAAGAACGUACAAAAGAGGGACAGUGGAGUUCACAGAGCAAGUGUUUCUGGUGACAUAGACAUCACUGUAGCUGAAUACAGCGUCACAGUUCUGGAUCCAGUGUCUGGAGUGAAGCUGACAGUGAAACUCUGCAGCUCAGACUCCACUAAGGUCACAGUGAUCUGCAGCACUGAGGACUCUCUCAUCAACACACGUUCACAUGUGACAACCAAACCUGCUCUCACGGGAGGAGA